UGAUACUGUGCAUUUUCUUUCAUUGUAAACGUGCGCAUCCCGAUCGUAUCUGGGUGUAGAUUUAAUCUUUAAACACACGUAAAAACUAAUUAUGGGAUGUUUAGUGUUGUAGUUUCACAUUGUUUUACUUACAUAACAGGUUUAAAAUACACCUGGGAAUAUACAUCAUAUACAAUUAUAUCUAUGUAUAAUAUAUAUACAGUUAUAUAUAUACAGUUUGGAAUAUAAUAUAUUAAACAUUCAAGGAAACACGGAUAUAAUUUCGUAAUGAAAUCAGCAAAAAGUGCCGUGUCUGUUUCGGAAGCUGUCGUCUGUUUCGAUCUUUGAUGUAUCAAAAAUGGCGGGUCCAGGAUUGUUCGGUUGGACUAGUAUGCUUAGAGAUUUUUCGUCAAAUGUUACGGAUACGUUGUGGAGCUACCUAACUUGGCAGAAUUCGGAGGUCAAAGCAAAGGAGUAUGAGGCUCUUCAACAAUGUCUUCAGGAACUUUAUGGGGACCUGUCCGGGAUAGUGAUGAAACAGGCAAUGAGUUUACUACACCAACAGUACAACGGUAACAUGGAGAAAUUUAAGAAAGAAUUCUUUACUCCUGCUGUAGAAUUACUGACAAAGUUAAGAGAGAAACGUGGCCAAAAACAAAAUGUGCCAAGAAUAUCAGUCACUUGA
Molecule: messenger RNA, 664 nt
Organism: Ruditapes philippinarum (Manila clam)
Lineage: Eukaryota; Metazoa; Mollusca; Bivalvia; Venerida; Veneridae
Exons: 4
Coding region: 338-664 (108 amino acids)
Source: RefSeq, a predicted model, not a curated record